AUGAGCGGUUCAACUAAUCCGUUUGGAUCUUUCACUGGUGUUUUUUCACAACUUUUCUCUUUGGAUUCGCCUGAUAAAGUAGGUUCCUUUUUUCAACAAUAUUGGUAUGUUUGGUUAAUUCUUUCAAUCGGUGUUGUUGUACUAAUUGCUGUUAACGUAGCAAUAUGCUGCUAUUUUCGUCAUCAUCGAAAAUUAAAUGAAAUUGAUCCAACAACUGGUGAAAAACGUUUAUAUAAUAAAGAUUGGGGUAUUGCAAAACCAAAACAAACUCUAUUUAUACCCAUUGAACGAAAUCUACAAGAUUCAUCGGAAAGUCCAUUAAUGAUUGAUGAUUAUGAUGAUUCGAAAUUUGCUGUUGAAGCAUUGAUGGCACAUAAUUCAUUCCGACUACAACAUGGUGCAGUACCAUUACAACAGAAUGAAUAUUUAAAUAAAGUUGCGACGGACUGGGCACGUGAAUUAGUGAAAAAGAAUCAACUUCAACAUAGUCCUGACCCAUGGAGACGUUAUAAGGGAUCAGUGUUAGGUGAAAAUCUGGCUUUUUAUAUUGGACCUCUACUCACUGGCGAGCGCCUUACUAAGAUAUGGUAUCGCGAGUUCGAUCAACAUGAUUUUAAUGUUGAUUUACAAGAAAAUAGUCUUCACUUUUCACAAUUAGUGUGGAAAGGUACAAGAGAAGUUGGCUUUGGUCGUUGUCGAACACCAGAUAAAAAACAAUGGUAUGGUGUUGCAGUUUAUUUCCCGCCUGGUAAUUAUCCGAAUCAAUAUAUGGAGAAUGUACAACCUCGUAGUGAUCUUGAAAAUCAACGUUUCGCUUAA
Molecule: messenger RNA, 819 nt
Organism: Rotaria socialis
Lineage: Eukaryota; Metazoa; Rotifera; Eurotatoria; Philodinida; Philodinidae
Source: the annotation of a GenBank genome assembly